Messenger RNA from Musa acuminata AAA Group (dessert banana), 1755 nucleotides. RefSeq names its product transcription factor bHLH87-like. NCBI's taxonomy places the organism in Eukaryota, Viridiplantae, Streptophyta, Magnoliopsida, Zingiberales, Musaceae. Bases 19 to 1302 code for a protein of 427 amino acids. The transcript has a single exon. Gene Ontology annotation, molecular function: DNA-binding transcription factor activity; protein dimerization activity. Gene Ontology annotation, biological process: regulation of DNA-templated transcription. The record is from RefSeq and is a predicted model, not a curated record.
GGAAGAAACAAGCUUACCAUGGAUAGCUUUGGUUGGGAGAAUCCAGCGGCCAUCGGAAGCGAGGUUUUCCUGUCGCCAAGUAGAUGCAGCAACCACUAUGGUGAUUUCAGAGGCUCCAGCGAAGGCUACACCGCCUUCAACGAUAAGUUUGCACUCGACGAAGCUCUCCUCAGCUCAGGCUUAGAGCUCCAGGGGAUUCUGGACGCAUGCCAAGCAAGUUCGCAUCUUGGUGGACACAGUGAGACAGUGGGAAUCUCAACUCCCGCUUUGGGUUCGAUGAACAACAGUUUGGAUCUGGAUUUGUUGCAGUAUCAGGAAGCGAUAUUAAUGUCGGCUGCUGAUUCUGGUCUCAUGAGAUCAGUACUGGACACCACUUCCGGGGAUGCUUCUUGUUGUCAAGCAUAUGCUUCUUCUUCACUCACCGAUAGAACCGAUGUUUCCCAUCCAGUCACCGAGAACUUUGGAGCAUCUGAAGAACAACGAGUCAUCAGCAACGUCGUCGAUGCUCAGGAUGGCAUCUCGACCAUCUUUUCUAGCUGCUGGAACGUGCAUGGUUUGAGUUGCAGUGGUAACAUUUCUUCUGGGGAUUCUGAGCGCCAUGGAUAUCUCUAUCACCAUCGAUCGCGCCAUGAAGAUGUGGCCUCACAGGGUUCUUCAAAGUCAGACGCUCGGCAAGUCGAAUCGCUUCAGGGAAGAAGGAGCACAAAGAGAAAAUUCGUGGAGUCCACGAGAGCAGAAAGCAACAAUAUCUGCAGCCUCCUCCUCGAACCAAAUUCUUCGACUAAGGAGGGAGGUCUUCAGAUCAGUUUCACAAGGGCGCAGAAGUCGAAGAAGCUGAGAUCAGAAAGGCACUCAGAGAGUUCGACCAUCGAAUUCGUUCGGGAAGGCAACUACGAGCCGGACGACGAGGCCAUCGCGCAAGUGAAGGAGAUGAUCUACAGGGCCGCGGCUUUAAGGCCGGUGAGUUUGGUGGCGGAGGGGGCAGUAGAGAAGGCGAAGAGGAAGAAUGUGAGGAUAUCGUGUGACCCACAGACGGUUGCUGCAAGGCAUAGGAGGGAAAGGAUCAGUGAGAGGCUAAGGGUGCUGCAAAGGCUGGUCCCAGGGGGCAGCAAAAUGGACACUGCAACCAUGCUCGAUGAGGCUGCCAACUACCUCAAGUUCCUCAAGUCGCAGGUCAAGGCUUUGGAAACCCUAGGUAACAGGUUCCAUCCGGUAAACAGCAGUAGCACCACAGCAUCCUUUCCACUGCCUCUCAACCGGGCUUUUCCCAUGCGGAACUCUCUCCUCCACCCAAAACCCUAACAUGCGUCAAAAAGGUGAGGCACCCCACACAUCAUAUUAUUGUCUUCAUCAUUAGCUUGGGGUUUAGGGCUCGUGAACUCAAUCCUGUUACUGGUUUAAACAUGCUUUCUCCCAACCAAAAGACUGAAAAUAAAGUUAAACCUUUUGAUCGAUCAAGUGAUAAGUGUGUUCCUGCCUUUUUUUUUUAUCUUGGUCACCUUUCCCAGCUUGCCAAGGUCUCUUUUCAUGCUUGUAAAGCAGCAGUCUUGUUCCAACAGCCAGUAAUAUCAUCAUCAUCCCUUCAUCAUUGGCUUUAAGUCGUAGCCUAAAGUCUCUCUUCUUUCAGUGGCCUUUCCCCAUGCAAACCCUAAAGCAAAUUAUCAUACAGUCAUGAGUGCUCCUUUUGUGUUUCUGGGGAACAUGGCGGUGAGGUUUAAUCCAGCGCUUUUGAUGCAGAAAGGGUUCAGGAAUCAU